Molecule: messenger RNA, 1114 nt
Organism: Chara braunii
Lineage: Eukaryota; Viridiplantae; Streptophyta; Charophyceae; Charales; Characeae
Source: the annotation of a GenBank genome assembly
AUUGCAAAACCUCCUUCCCCUAGUGCACAUGACUAAGGCAACGAGAAAGGAUCCCCCGCGUUCCCAGAGACCUCACCUGUACUCCGCCGGGCCCGCUCAGUCCUCUCAAAAGCUUGCUGCUCUUCUAGCACACAAGCUAAUCUCCGCUUGCACUGCUGCUUGGAACACCACCUCGAUCCCGUGCAUGUCCAUAGUCGGCAGGACUCUAAUGAGGCACAAGCAAAUCCAGGCAUCACUGGCUAAUUGAUUAGCUGAUCAAUUGAUUGAUUGCUCCAUUCGUUCAUUCAUCAAUCGAUCAAACGGCUUGAUUCGUUCAUUCGUCAAUCAAUCAAACGGCUUCAUUCGUUCAUUCAUCAAUCGACCAACCUGUUGAUCAAAUUAAUACCUGUGCAAACUUACAGAAUGGAUCAAUAACACCGCACAAAAGUCAAAGACGACAAUCUCUCCCGUAAUCCAACACACCAUCUUCUCAAGCCGACUCUCUGCCCCCUCUCCUCAACCUGUCAGAUCCCUGCUCGAAUAUAAUGUCCUCCCUGUUGGUCAGCCCCCUCUGUACCCCUAUUUCAUAUUCUUCUCUUUCCUUCCUCCGAAGAAAUGCCAGUGAAAGCACCUUGAAACGAUAAACUCGCCUUUCAAAAACGCCAGCACAUGUCCACUGUUUUCAGCCGUCAUGUCCCCACCGCACAUAAACGACAACAGGUACCGCUGCUAUUCAUUGGCCAAAAGAUAGAUAAGGCAUGCCAGCCUGAUGAUCGGCCGUUGGAUAAAACCAUUUCCGCUGUGAUUGAAAGCUGGCAUGGCAUGGCAUAUAUCCGCAAUCGUGCCAGCUUGCCUUCUAGAUUUACCAUCCAUCAAGAACAUAACAGACUCGCACUGUGCAGAUGCUAUUGAUUCUCUUCCCCCUUGCCCUCUACAACUCUAUCGUGCUCCUCACACCUUAUAUCAACUGGGAGCUGAUGUCAAUCGGGACCAGAUACCAACGGGAGGCGAUAUCAGUUGGUAGGAGAUAUCAGUUAUGAGAGCCACAUAGCAUUGCACUCCUCCUUGACGCACGACGUGCUCCAAUUGUUAAAUACAAGUCGACGCGAGACUCACACAGCCGUGUAGCAUUCCC